Messenger RNA from Symbiodinium necroappetens, 486 nucleotides. Lineage: Eukaryota; Dinophyceae; Suessiales; Symbiodiniaceae. The record is from the annotation of a GenBank genome assembly.
GCUUCGAGAUCUUGGCUCUGAACCGAUUGGUGCGGAUCAUGCUGACCGUCCUGAUCGCUUUGCCAAAGAUUGGAGUGGCUUUCAUUCUCAUGCUCAGUGGCUGCCGCUGGCUGGCCGCCACCCAAUCCUUUGGGGAUCUCAUCCUAAACGCACUGGCUCUGGAAUUUGUAAUCGGCAUCGACGAACUCAUGUUCGAGGCAUUCACCCCCGAGCAGACUCGUAGCUUCAUCGAGCAGACGAAGAUUGCAUACCCCAGAGAGGGCCAAGGGGGCAUCCAGAAUGAAUCCAGUAUGUCGCUUCUCCUGAACACGCUGGCGAUCAUCCUCAACCUUGCAUGGUCGUACAUGUACUUGAACAACUGGCAGCAGGUCCUGCCGAAUUUCUUUCAUGACAUUCGAGCGCACUGUCAAAGCAGGUUUGCCGAGAUGUACACGCUGAAGUGCCCCUUCAUGGGAGAUCCGGAUGAGUGCUUUCCGUUCGGCGAGU